CUUUGCGACUUGCUCUGUUUUGCGUACACCUUUGAGCGUUUAAAGCUGUUUUCGUUUAGUGUGAAGGUUCGCCAUUCAGGCAUCGAUGGUCAUUGAUAUCAUUCGUACGGAGUAAAAGCCAUGGCUGUGGUUGGGCUGGAUUGGGCAAUUCGCGUUGAUCUCUCUCGUUUGCUGCUUUCAUCUUCACAGCGCAGCGGUGAUUUCUCUUUCCGAUAGUCUUCUUUGCUGGAAUCCUCUUCGGUACCACGUCAUGGCAUCUUCGCGUUCCGGCGAUAAUUGGACAGGGAUGCCUUCGGAAUGGACUUCACAAACGCUGGCGGCUAGGCAUAGUCUGCUCGGAACGCUGGCGUCUCCUGCAGACCUUGUGCGGCGGAAUCACGACCGAUCUAUUGGCCAAUCUCCGACUGAGGAUACUUGGACUUAUACUUCAUCAUCCAAGCUCGACGACGGUAACACAAGUAGAUCAUCCCGACCACUUGCAUUGGCCCAGCGUCUCUCUCAAACCUCUCAACAGUCUCCCGAAAUAUUCCCCAGGCAUAAGUUGCAGACACAACAGCGUAUCAUGCCCGAGGAAUCAAGACCACAGUCGUUUUGGAACACAGAUCUAAGAUCCCCAAACAUACGGCCCCUGCAGCAGAGUCCUUCCACGUUCGCUCAUGGCAUGACAUCAAGUCCGCAGCGUUCACAUCACUCACACCUCUCGACCAGUCUUUUUCCCGCAGAGGAACAGGAAGGCAUCUCACCACCGAAUCAAUACUGGCUCGGCGACUCAGCACGGCAAGGGAGUAACAGCAAUACGAGUAGUAAUAGUUAUAAUUCAAGUCAAAAUCAGGCACCUCUUCGCGAUUUGAAUCAUCCAAGACAGCACCGACGUCAACAUACUAAUAGUCAAGACUUGGGUCAUCCUUCAUCGAGUCUCUACCUCCAACAAUUACAGCUUGCGCAACAACAACAACAACAACAACAACAACAACAACAACAAAACCAGCAGCAACGAUUAGAACAGCAACAGUAUCAGGUUCAGCAACAGCAACAACAGAACCAGUACUUUCAGUCUCCAUAUCAAGCGACAGCUCCGCCAAUAUUAUCGUUACAACCACCACGAUCUCGGGGAAGCCAACACCAGACCCGACGUCCUUCGAACCGCGACGAAUUCCAAGGCCAUCAUUAUUUCCUCCCUGUAUCCUCUCACCCAACCAGUACCGAGCCGACAGAAGCCUCACUACCGCAGCUACCCACCUCCCUCACCCGUCCCGAGCAGCAAGAGAUCCUCCAAAAGGUCCACCAACGCCUCUGCCGCUGCGCCUUCGACUUCCUCGCCUUCUACAAAUUCGCCAUCCCCGCCGAUCCCAUCCCCGACAAUACUCACCAUAGCAACCCACCACAUCCUCGUCAGGAGGAUCUCCGGCGGGCCGCUCAUGUCCCCUCGAGCUCUUCCUUCACGCCGCAAGAGCAUCUCCCGCAGAUUUCUCGCCCGGAAGAUCGGACUUGGUCCUGGUGGGCGCACCUCCUCAAACGUCUGGCUACGAAGCGAAGGAUUCCAGCACGGGUAUUGUAUGGUGAACAGAUUGGCUCAAUGGUCUCAGUGCUAGAAAGCAGUCUCAUCGGGAGCAAUGAUGUGGUCCAAAUGUCCCAUCAGCAGCAGCAGCAACAAUCACCGCAUCAGCAGCAUGGAGCUCAAGGCGAUGGUGACUACGAGGAUAUGUCAAACUUCGGCAACGCGAGAUCGUCAUCAGCACCCAGAGAUGAUCGGAAUCUUCUUCAAAUCAUCAGCGCGGGGUUACAAGUGGCCCGGCUGUUGAAGGAUGCAAGUGCUAUGCGUGAUCUGGACGCGAUCUAUGGAUACACCGAGGACUUGAUACUUAGUCGGAGGCGAAGAUAAUGACUGCGACGAUGCAGAAGGAGGAGGAGGACGAGGGGAUAAAUCUUGUGGGAGAUUGGUUGCUUGCUGAAGAGCAGCUUCUCUGCGGUGGAUCUCAAACGUACUGGAUGUGGAUGUAAUCUGAUUGGUACGAUUCGAUCGACCAGCAGAGUCUGCGCCACGUGAUCCAAUCCGCGGUGUGAGUUGGAAAGACGGUGACCGAGGCGAAGAUCGUCCAUCUUUGGACUAGGCACGGUUGUCGAGAGAAUCAGAGACUGACAGACUUUGCUGCGACAUGAUCGGUUCAUCAAUGGAUUUGAUUUGCUUCAUCAAGUCCUUUGAAGCAGGCAGAGAGAAGAGAGGGAGAGAGAGAAGGCAGUGUACACUUUUGUGUAUCUCGUAAAGAAUGUAAUUAAGAAUGUAAUGAACCCCGAGGAAGUCUCCCCGUUAUUGUUUGCUCUCGAUUUGAAUUCUAUUGGGCCAACGACGAAACAUG
This is a messenger RNA of Dissoconium aciculare CBS 342.82, 2357 nucleotides long. RefSeq lists its product as uncharacterized. Bases 251 to 1882 code for a protein of 543 amino acids. Lineage: Eukaryota; Fungi; Ascomycota; Dothideomycetes; Mycosphaerellales; Dissoconiaceae. The transcript is spliced from 2 exons. The record is from RefSeq and is a predicted model, not a curated record.